Nestor notabilis (Kea) is the source of this 1608-nucleotide messenger RNA. RefSeq names its product autocrine motility factor receptor, E3 ubiquitin protein ligase (gene AMFR). Gene Ontology annotation, cellular component: endoplasmic reticulum; cytosol; ubiquitin ligase complex. Lineage: Eukaryota; Metazoa; Chordata; Aves; Psittaciformes; Psittacidae. Gene Ontology annotation, biological process: endoplasmic reticulum unfolded protein response; protein K48-linked ubiquitination; ubiquitin-dependent protein catabolic process. The record is from RefSeq and is a predicted model, not a curated record. Gene Ontology annotation, molecular function: ubiquitin protein ligase activity; ubiquitin binding.
GUGAACACUGCCUGCUGUUUCCUGAUGCUGGUGGCUAAGUUCAUCCAGUGCAUGGUGUUCGGUCCUCUCCGUGUCAGCGAGAGGCAGCAUCUCAAGGAUAAAUUCUGGAAUUUCAUUUUCUACAAGUUCAUCUUCAUUUUUGGUGUGCUGAAUGUUCAGACAGUGGAAGAAGUAGUGAUGUGGUGCCUUUGGUUCUCUGUACUCGUGUUUCUUCAUCUUAUGGUUCAGCUCUGCAAGGAUCGCUUUGAAUAUCUUUCCUUUUCUCCUACCACGCCCAUGAGCAGCCACAUCAGAGUCCUGACCCUGCUCGUAGCCAUGCUCCUGUCCUGCUGUGGAUUAGCCCUCAUCUGUAGUGUUAUCGGCUACACUCAUGGCAUGCACACAUUGGCUUUCAUGGCAGCAGAGUCUCUGCUUGUGACAGUUAGAACCACUCAUGUGAUUUUACGAUACAUAAUUCACCUCUGGGAUCUCAGCCAUGAAGGCAUGUGGGAGGGCAAAGGCACUUACGUCUACUACACCGAUUUUGUCAUGGAGCUCACCUUGCUUUCACUGGACUUGAUGCAUCACAUUCAUAUGCUGCUCUUUGGUAAUAUCUGGUUGUCAAUGGCAAGCCUCGUGAUUUUCAUGCAGCUACGCUACCUGUUUCACGAGGUUCAACGAAGAAUUCGGCGGCAUAAGAACUAUCUCCGUGUGGUUGGAAAUAUGGAAGCUAGGUUUGCAGUUGCAACACCGGAGGAACUAGCAGCCAAUAAUGACGACUGUGCCAUUUGCUGGGACUCCAUGCAGUCUGCACGCAAACUGCCUUGCGGGCACUUCUUCCACAACUCAUGCCUGCGGUCCUGGCUGGAACAAGAUACAUCUUGCCCAACCUGCAGAAUGUCUCUUAAUAUCAGUGACAGCCAUCAUGUGAGGGAGGAUCACCAAAGGGAAAAUAUGGAUGAGAAUCUGGGCCCUGUGGCAGUAGCAGAAGGCAGACCGCGCUUGAACCAGCACAAUCACUUCUUCCACUUUGAUGGCUCUCGAAUUGCCAGCUGGCUGCCCAGUUUUUCAGUAGAAGUGAUGCACACAACAAACAUCCUCGGUAUCACACAAACCGGCAACUCUCAGCUUAAUGCUAUGGCCCAUCAGAUUCAGGAGAUGUUCCCUCAAGUUCCUUAUCAUGUAAUUCUACAGGAUCUGCAGCUAACUCGUUCAGUAGAGAUCACCACUGACAACAUCCUAGAAGGGCGCAUCCAGGUACCUUUCCCCACACAGCGUGCAGAUAGCAUUAGACCUGCAUUGAACAGUUCUGUGGAACGGCAUAUUACUGAUCAGGAGGAUACUGAAACUGUCACCCAGUCUGAGAUAGUGCCAUUGGAACUCGGCUCCAGACUGGAAGAAAUGGUGGAAUUCAAUGAAAUGGAAGCAGAGUCUAGUGAAGCAGAAGAUUUUGAGGCCAGGGGAAGUCGCUUCUCAAAGUCAGCCGAUGAAAGGCAGCGUAUGCUUGUUCAGCGGAAGGAGGACUUGUUGCAGCAAGCUCGAAAGAUGUUCCUUGCUAAAACUCCAGCCUGGCCAUUCAGUUAUAGCCCCUCCUCCCCCCGCCCCGAAUGGACUUCAGUUGGAUUAUGA